AUGGGGAAAAAUAAGUUCUAUUUGUCCUUAUUAUUUAAUUAUUGUUAUACCGCUACUGAGCUUGUGGAGCUUUUAAAGGAGGAAUUUGGAUAUGACGAGGCAUUCAACUACCACAAGGAGACAGAUUUUGAUGCUGCUUUAACAAAGUACUGCCCUAACGGCAUAGAUAUUUACUUUGACAAUGUUGGUGGGAAGAUGCUAGAGGCCGUCCUCAACCACGUCAACCAAUAUGCUCGUAUUCCUCUUUGUGGUAUGAUUUCUGUUUAUAACACGGUUUGGACAGAGAGAAAAGGGGCGAGGAACCUACUAAACAUGGUGGGUAAAGAAGUGACGAUGAAAGGGUUUUUGGUGGGUUCAUACUUGAACCGGUUUGGGGACUUUGUGAAGGAGAUGGAAGGAUACUUAAAAGAGGGAAAGGUUAACUCCAAGCGCAAGGUUUAUAAUGGGAUAGAGAGCUUCCAGGAGUGCUUUGCCUCCAUCUUCACCAGCUCCAACAUUGGAAAAGUUGUCAUUCAAAUGACCGGAAACAAAGCAAUAUGGCAAGAAGCUGAAAUAACGUCCCCGAGAACGAACUAUCCUGAUUGA
This is a messenger RNA of Thlaspi arvense, 585 nucleotides long. Lineage: Eukaryota; Viridiplantae; Streptophyta; Magnoliopsida; Brassicales; Brassicaceae. The record is from the annotation of a GenBank genome assembly.